Blastocystis hominis is the source of this 2385-nucleotide messenger RNA. RefSeq lists its product as hypothetical. Gene Ontology annotation, biological process: ribosomal large subunit biogenesis; ribosomal large subunit export from nucleus. Lineage: Eukaryota; Bigyra; Opalinata; Blastocystidae. The record is from RefSeq and is a predicted model, not a curated record. Gene Ontology annotation, cellular component: nucleolus. The transcript has 8 exons. The coding region runs from base 1 to 2385 and encodes 794 amino acids.
AUGUCGAUUCCAGGGAACGAUCUACCAAGUCUUCAGAACUUGAUUAAGCGUGAUCCUCAAAUCUACAAGGAGGACUUUUUGCAACAGUAUGACCACUUCCAAACCGAGCUAGCUCUAUUUAAAGCCCAUCUGUCUGAACCAGCCAAUUCUUUUGUGGCUUUAAUGAAUUUUAUGGGUCAGGUAGCUCAGUGCUAUCCAGACGUCUUGGCUGAUUACCCUUCUCUCUUGUUUGGAUUAAUGGAUGAGCAUGCUGAAGUGAUGCACCGUGAAACGCGAAUUGCGAUCGUUCGCGUUCUGAUUCUAAUGCGAAACAAAGGCCUCAUCGAGGUGAUUCCUCUUCUCAAGAGUCUAUUCCACUAUUUCCGUAUCAACGACAAGCAGCUGCGUGCUCUCAUCUACUCUCACAUCAUCACCGACAUCAGCUCUGCGAACAAGGGCAAAACCAACGAAAACCUCAACCGCCAAUUGAAAUCAUUCAUGUUUGACCUGCUCGAAAACGACUCCGACCUAAUUGCCCGCAAAGCACUCGACGUAAUGGUAGAAUUAUACCGCCGCCAAGUCUGGACGGAUGCCCGCUCUGUCAAUGUCAUCGCGGCCGCGUGUCUAUCCCGCCAUCCUCGCGUCAGCAUCGGCGGCAUCCGCUUUUUCCUCGGCAUCGAGACGCGCAUGGAGGAGGACCAAGAGAAGGAGCGCGAAGUGGAGAACGAAGAGAUCGACAACCACAGCCACAGCCACAAAACCAAGGCGCGCAAGCGCGACACCGACCGCCAGGUCGCCGCGCGUCGCCGCAAGCUUCGCCGCGCCAACCAGACCGAAAGCAACCCGCGCUUCCCCGCGAUUGCGCUGGUCUACGACCCGCAAGGCUUCGCGGAGAAGCUUCUGAACCUCCUGCGGCGAACGAAGGAGCAGUUCUCGGUGCGCUUGCUGCUGAUGGAUUUGAUCUCGCGGUUCAUCGGGUACCACAAGCUGUGCGUGUUUCCGUUCUACACGUUCAUCCAGUCGUAUCUCACCGCGCACCAGCAGCACGUGACGCGCAUCCUCGUCUUCCUGACGCAGGCGUGCCACGAUUUCGUGCCGCCCGAAGAGCUGUUCCCGCUGGUUCGCGUGAUCGCAGACAACUUCGUGAACGAUCAUUCCAGUCCCGAGAUCGUGGCGCUUGGCAUCAACACGAUCAGCGAGAUCUUCGCGCGCAUUCCGCUGCUCUUCGAGGCCGACGAGCUGCAGCCGCUGAUCCUCGAGCUGGUCGAAAUGAAGACAAAUAAAGACAAGGGCGUCGCGGUGGCGUCACGCAAUUUCCUCAACAAAGCGAGGAUGAUCUAUCCGGCCUGUCUGCAGAAGAAGGACCGCGGACGCGAGGCGAUCAAGACGAUGCGGCCGCUGGCGUUCGGAGAGGAUCAUGUGCGCGUGUCGGUGGAGGGAAUGGAGGCGCUGGGCCGGAUGCUGGAGAAGGGAGAGAUCGACGAGGCGGAGCUGGAGAGUUUGGAGGCGUGGAAGGAGGAGAAGAAGGAGAAGAAUUGGGAGGGAAACACGGUGACGAGGAAGAAGAAGAAGCCGAUGAAGAUCUCGAAGGAGGCGCUGGAGUUCGCGGAGGGAGCGAGGCACAAGCAGUGGGAUCGGAUUGGCGCCAAAAAGGGAGAGGGCGAAGAAGUGGAGGAGAAGGAGAAGGAGAAAGAAAAGGAAGAGAACGAAGAGGAAAAGAACGAAGAGGAAGACGAAGCAUUGCUGGAAGAAGAAGAAGAAGAAGAAAUCGAAGAGGAAGAGAAUGAAGAAGAAGAAAAUGAAGAAGAAGAAAAUGAAAAUGAAAUGAAUGAAGAAGAAGAAGAAGAAGAGGAAGAAGAAGAGAAUGAAAACGAAAACGAUGAAAUGAAUGAAAACGAAUCAUCUUCCAUGGAGGAGGAAUCGGAGGAUAGCGAUUCGAUGAGUCCGGAGAAAGCCGAGGCGGUUCGGCAACGCCGAAUCGCGCUGGCUCGCGAGUUCAUGUCCACGCACAUCCUUCCUCCCAAGCUCUUCCGUAUUCUCCAAGGCGAUCGCAACGAUUCGGACAGCAGCGAUUCCGACGACUCCGAAGAGCAAACCGCCGAUACACACGACGCGGUCGUGAACCCCGCCGAUCUGCUGGGUUACCAGAAGAAACGGAAGGACGACAUCGAGGAGCGGCGGAGAAAGGCGAUCGAAGGACGGCAGCAGCACGUGAUGAAGCUGAAGGGAGGCGGCACGACGAACAAGGAGAAGGAACGAAAGAAGAACUUCGUGAUGGUCAAGCAGAGCGAGCGUGUGAAGAGAAAGCUGAAGCAGAGCAUUCACGAGCAGCAGCAGGCCGCGAAGAAGCAGGUGCGGAGAUUGCAGGUGCUGGGAAAGAAGGCGGCCAAGAGAAGAAGAAUAUAA